UACCAUCUUAUAUUUCAGCAAUAUGAGUCAUUGCGAGUUUGAGGAUAUAAUCCUGCACUUGAACGACAGGAUUUCAUCCAUCAGACAGGUCUUGGAGCUGUGGACAAUUGGUAUGAUGAUCUGGUACGUACGGGGCAUGUCUCUUGUCGAAGGGAUUACUUUUAUCUCAUGUAGUUAGUGUUUCAGCUAACAGAGAAGUGAUCUCACCUCAUCAAACAGGAACUCAAUGGUUUUCUGACAGCAUCAGGUAAUACAUAACUUUCUUGAAACUUAACUUAAAAUGUAUGCCCCAUUUUCAGCAAAAGAUCAUGACAAACGGAUCAUUCUAGGGAAGAUGGGACAAGAUGUCCUUUCAAUAGAUGGACUCUUUGACCAGUUUGAGAAAUGUGUUGGCCGCCAAAAAUACCUACUGAAGAAUUUAAAGGUUUUGCAUGCAUGCUUCACAUUGCAUUUUUAGACGGAUCCUUUUUAGCUUGUCUGGAUUGCAAUAUCUUAAAGUACGCUAUUUGUCCUUUAUGUCAGUGUGAAAUCCGAGUUGUAAUUAUAAACCUAGACUGAUAAUGAUUGACUGUUCUUUUUGUCACAGGAACUAGAGGAGUGCUUCCUGAAGGAUGUGAAGGAUGGAAAGCACCUUAGGGACAACAUGCCCACACACAUGUCAAGGAAGGCACAGCCAGCAGUCUAGUAAGGAUACUGUGUGUGUUGGAGGAUGUUAUAAGAGGAGAAACUACAGAGUACCAACCAAAUGAAUUGUAAAUGUGUUUGUCCUCUAUUUUGCCUCCUUUGAUAUCCCAGUGGAAGAGGGCCUGUGAGUCAGAGUGGACCUGUAGAUGUGCAACCAGCCCAGCAGGAGCACCCCAGGAAAACCUCCAAGAACCAGAUCAGAGAGAUGGAAUUCAUCACCUGCCCAGAGUUUAAGACCAUCCCUCAAUGAGUCCCCCUCAAGACUAUCUGUAUACUGUAGUGCAGCUUUAUUUAUUUAAGAUGUUACUGCAGAUCUGGCAGUUUUACCAGUAAAAAAAUAAAUAAAAACAUGUUUAUAAUAUAUCUCUUUCCUCUGUAUCUCUCUUUCGCUCUCUAG
Coregonus sp. 'balchen' is the source of this 1081-nucleotide messenger RNA. The record is from the annotation of a GenBank genome assembly. NCBI's taxonomy places the organism in Eukaryota, Metazoa, Chordata, Actinopteri, Salmoniformes, Salmonidae.